GCGACCACGGCUGGAAGUAGGGCACGAAAACUGAUGGGAGACUUGCUGAGGUGAUAGUGUCUGCGGUGGUAUAUUGUCGAGAUUCUGCAUUGACGGGGAACCAGGCCAUCAUAGGCAACACGCACUGAUCACUAUUAGCAGCCAUGGCCAUUAAUACAGCCAAUGUAGCGACCGGAUGUAUAGUAGCAGGGGCUCUCACGGUACUUUUUGGGACAAUUCUUGUGUUUGUAGGACCUUUGAUUAUUGACGACCAAAUAGUAAAGAAUACAGUGAUUGACCCCAAAAAUGACCUGUCCUACACAAUGUGGAAAGACAUUCCGGUCCCAUUCUAUAUGUCCGUCUAUUUCUUCAACGUCCUCAAUCCGAAGGAGAUACUGAAGGGUGAAAAACCGAUGGUGGAGCAGAAAGGACCGUAUGUGUACAGAAAACGCUGUCAGAAAGACAACAUCACAUUUCAUCCCAACUAUACAGUGUCAUACAAAGAGUACCGAAGAUAUUUCUUUGAGCCUUCCAUGUCUGCAGGGAACGAGUCUGAUGUGGUCACAAUUCCAAACAUGUUGGUCUUGGGUGCAGCUGUCAUGAUGGAAAACAUGCCAUUUGCUGUGCGUCUAAUGGUCAGCGCCACGUUCAGGACUUUCAACGAGGGGGCCUUCUUAACCAAGACAGUCGGAGAACUGAUGUGGGGCUAUGACAGUAAACUGGUCGAUUUCCUAAAUAAAUACCUACCGGGCACACUGCCCUCAUCAGGAAAGUUUGGACUCUUUGCUGAGUUCAACAACUCCAACACUGGCCUGUUCAAUAUCUUCACUGGGAAAGACGACAUCAGGAAAGUCCAUAAAGUUGAUUCCUGGAAUGGCCUGAAAAAGCUGACCAACUGGGGGACUCCUCAGUGUAACAUGAUCAAUGGAACGGCCGGACAGAUGUGGCCACCCUUCAUGACAAAGGAGAGCACUUUGCCGUUCUACAGCCCUGAUGCAUGCAGAUCUAUGGAACUGGUUUACCAACGUCCCGGUGAAAUGAAGGGCAUCCCUCUUUAUCGAUAUGUGGCACCCAAGACCCUGUUUGCCAAUGGGACAGACUACGCUCCCAAUGAAGGCUUCUGCCCCUGCAGACAGUCUGGCCUACUCAACGUCAGCAGCUGCAGACACAAUUCCCCAGUCUUCAUCUCUCAUCCUCAUUUCUACAAUGCUGACCCUGUGCUGCUGGACUUUGUGCAGGGCCUUAAUCCCAAUGAGGAUGAGCAUGGCCUCUUCAUAGACAUUCACCCACAAACAGGUGUCCCUCUGAACGUGUCAAUCCGUCUUCAGCUCAACCUCUACAUCAAGAGGGUGUCUGGAUUUAUAGAAACUGGGAAGAUUUCUGAGGUGGUGAUGCCCAUGAUCUGGUUUGAGGAGAAAGGGUAUAUAGAUGGCCCUAUCCUCAACACGUUCCACACAAACCUGGUUGUGUUGCCUGCUGUGAUGGAGUACAUGCAGUUUGUCUUCAUUGGCCUCGGUGUGCUGACUAUAAUAGUUGCUGGACUGAUGCACCGACGAUUGAAGGCAUCCGAUAAAGAGCUGGUAAAAGGCUCUCAUGCCCACGAAACACAGGAGAAAUUUAUCAUGAAUAAUUCAGAUAAAUAGAUGCGACGGGACUACGACACCAGAUGGAAACAUAAGCACUUCAGCUGAUGAAAAAACACCUUUACUACAAGAUGACAUGGACUGACACACACACAAACACACAAACACACACACCACUGGUGUAAAGGCUCCUUGCAAAAUCACUCCAUCGUCCACAGUUCAACAGCCUGUACCACUGAAGUAUCUUCAAAUCAACUUGAAACUUUUACGAGGUGCUCCAAUACAUAAGUCAAGUUUUGCCAUUUUUACUGUACUGUGUUGUUUAUGAGACUCUCAGCCAAAGCCUGGUGUUCACCCCUAGAGAAUACUUUUGAUUUACUCAGUUGAUGUGUGCUGAAGCUGUUAGGGUUGAGACUGCUGGUCACCAGAGCCAGAUGCUAAAUGAAUUUUAUAUAUAUAUUUAAAAAAAAAAACAGACGUGAAUACCACUAUUGUGUGUAGAGCAGCCAAAAACAAUCUGUCGCAAGUUACAUGUAACGGUGAGAAUUGUGAGUGUAUGUUCAUUUUUCUCUCUUAUUUCUACUUCUGCUGUAGCCUUUUCUGGCUCUCAGUAUCUGUAUACAUAUGUGUUAUCAUUUUGCAAAGGCAAUUACUCUCUAGCAAGGAGGCUGGUCAUUUUUAGCCAACACUGCCAAAUAGAAACCAACUGUGCUGCAGUGCAGAGAACAGUAUUUUAUGGUCAGCAGUGUUGACCUGAAAACAUGUUAUUUGUUGUAUCAUAUCAACAAACAAAAACAAAGAACAGUACAGUAGUAAGUAUUAUGGGGAACGUUUUAAACUGUGAUUUGUAAAAAAUUUCUAAAUGAAAAGCAAGGGAACUAAGAGGCACAGAAGCCUUAUACAAUGAUUGCUAGGUGUAUUUUAAUACCUAUGUGCCUUCAUUCAAGGAGAAGCAUUGCCUUGCCUUAACCUCAAGGUCCUUGUAGUUCAGGCAUUAAUUGUACAUUGUACAGUGUAAAUUAAUGCUAAAGUUAGCUAAUUUGUACACUGAGGAUUGCCGAGUUGAUAGGCUAUUUUCAAUUGUAUCUGUUAACCUUGAAUAAGUGAAUGUUAAUAUCGUCGCUCAACCAUAGUGGUAAACAAUCCUCCAUAAAUCAGUGAGUGAAAUACAGUAUUACACUAGCAGAUACACUCCAACUUGCAUACUACUGUCUUCCGGGUUAAGGGUUGAAUGUAUUUCUUGAAAUUGUUAUGAAUGAGGCCCUUUUCUGAUUAUAGUGUAGAGAAUGAAUUAUGAGAAACUUGGAUAUAAUAAAUGUGUCUUUGGGGAAACA
Molecule: messenger RNA, 2896 nt
Organism: Myripristis murdjan (pinecone soldierfish)
Lineage: Eukaryota; Metazoa; Chordata; Actinopteri; Holocentriformes; Holocentridae
Gene: scarb1
Product: scavenger receptor class B, member 1
Exons: 13
Coding region: 144-1622 (492 amino acids)
Biological process (GO): cholesterol import; plasma lipoprotein particle clearance; recognition of apoptotic cell
Cellular component (GO): cytoplasm; caveola
Molecular function (GO): lipid binding; low-density lipoprotein particle binding; scavenger receptor activity
Source: RefSeq, a predicted model, not a curated record